Messenger RNA from Chrysochloris asiatica (Cape golden mole), 1062 nucleotides. RefSeq names its product C2 calcium-dependent domain containing 4D (gene C2CD4D). Bases 1 to 1062 code for a protein of 353 amino acids. The record is from RefSeq and is a predicted model, not a curated record. Lineage: Eukaryota; Metazoa; Chordata; Mammalia; Afrosoricida; Chrysochloridae. The transcript has a single exon.
AUGUGGCUCUUGGAAAAAGUUGGCUACAGAGUGGGCACCGCGGAAUCUGGGACCUGGUGGGCGCCCUCCAACUUGUUCCCUAAGCGCAAAGCCCCUGGCCCGCCCGCCCACGCCUGCCCCAACAUCCUCACCCCCGACCGCAUACCGCAAUUCUUCAUCCCGCCUCGGCUCCUGGACCCAGGGAGCGCCGAACCCCUGAUCGGGAGCGAGGCAGGUGGGCGAGGGCUCCCUGCCGGGUGUUCUUUGCCGCACCUGGCGGGCCGCGAAGGCUGGGCCUUCCUGCCUGAGAGCCCGCACACGCGCCGGCGCGAGUCCCUAUUCCACGCACCGUUGCCCGCGCCCGCCGUGGGACGCCCCCCAGUGCAGUCCCGGCUGUGCGUCUCCGCCCCGGACCUGCGCCUUUGCCGCGCCCCGGACAGCGACACCGCCUCGUCGCCCGACUCGUCUCCCUUUGGCUCCCCGCUGCCGGGCCCUGGCCGAGUCCGGUCGCCCAGGCCGCACUCGCUGUCCCCGGAGGAAGCGAGCUCGGCCGACACGAGCCCGUAUGCGCCACGCCGCGCAGGGCCGCCCACGCCACCGCUCUUCCACCUCGACUUCCUGUGCUGCCAGCUGCGGCCCACCAAGGAGAGCGUGCUGCGCCUGGGACCCCGCGGCGGGCAGCUGCGGCUCUCGGCCGAGUACCUGGCCGGGCCCAGGCGGCUACGGCUGCGCCUGGUGAGCGCCGAGGGCCUGGCCAGGCCGCGGCCAAGCCCCGGGAGUGGCGGAGGCGGCUGCUGCGUGGUGCUGAGACUGCGGCCGCGUGUGCGGCCCCGGGGCCAGCGCAGCCGCGUGGUCAAGUGCAGCGCCAACCCCAUCUUCAAUGAGGACUUCUUCUUCGACGGGCUCUGCCCACCAGACCUGGCUGCGCUCAGUCUGAAAGCCAAGGUGCUGGACAGGGGCGCUGGGCUCCGCAGGGACGUGCUUCUAGGGGAGUGCGAGAUGCCCCUCAUUGCCCUGCUGCCCCCCUUGGGUGGAGGGUUAGGCCCAGGGACCUCCCUAGCGCCCACCCACCUCAGCCUCUAG